AUGAAACGUCUUCUUUUCUUUGCUUCUUUUCUUUUCUUUCUCUCCCAGGGCGAUUACGGAUUGCCAGCUGGAAAAAUGUUAGUGAAAAUGAUAGUGGAAACCGAGAAGGAGUACAAUGAACAAACUAAAGAGAAGGAUUUAGAAGCUGUUAACAUGAAGCUUGAUGAAAUCCGUCAAUCGAUGGGAUACAACAAGACCAGUUAUCCGGUUUACCAAAUGGUGUGGAGCAUAGAAGGACUGUUCACCGUCACUUACAGGAUGUAUGUUCCAGCGUCAAUCAAGGAAUGUUCGAAGAUGAGAGCAUUAGCGGCAGAAGUGCGGAUGAGGCUGUACCCAAUGAUUGAUGCUGUGAAAGGGACUCAGUGCCCUGCCGACAUUGUCUUAGCACCAUCCGGGUGCCCCUUGAGUGACCUCGAGUACGCCGACGAUGUUGUUAUAUUCGCGAAAAGCAGUACGAAACUUCAACAUGUUGUCAACCUUGUAUCGAAGGCUAUGGACUACGCCUACGCCCUGAUAAAUGCAAGCAGAUGUGGACCUCUUCGAGACCACGAACGGGAAUCAGGGUACGAGAGAGAUGUUCAGCAAAGAUGCGCUAAGACCACUUCUGCAUUUAACUCCUUAACGAAAUGCCUGUGGUCGACCCCCAUCACCAACGAAGUCAAGCUGCGAGUCUACCUAUCCGCAAUUCGCCCCAUCAUGAUGUACGGAUCGGAGACUUGGGCAGCACCAUCAACGGUUAUGGAGAGGCUUGACUGCACGGAACGAAAGCUGCUUAGACGGCUACUUGGCUACUUUUGGCCUAGGGUAUGUCGCAAUGAAGAUCUUUAUGCAGAAAUUGAUGUGGUAUACCGGCGGAUGACACGUGGAAAACAUCAACAUCUUGCACCGCCAUCGAAAGUGGCUAACGUAAAUCGUCUUCGCUUCUUUGGUCAUAUAUUAAGGAGUCCGGCAGAUCGCCUUGUUCAACUAGUUCUGAGGAGUUCGUCGGGUUCGAGCUGGAAGGAGCCAUCUGGCCGAAAACGGAAGUUCUGGACUGAGGCGGUAAAAGAGGACCUGAGGACACUCGGCGUGGAUAGGCAGUUCAGGCGAGACAAGAUCGAGAAGGUUGGGCAGAGCUGUGUUCAAGGACGACAAACCUCGUCGAAGAUGCUGGUAAUCGCGUCAGGCGAUGACAUCAGCCCGCCGAUUGAGGAGUCAAGGUCUGCAGCGUAUCAGAAGAGCUGGCCAUGCUUCGAUGUGUUGGCUAUCAGCAACGGUGCUUCGAUGUGUUGGCUUUCAGCAACGGUGCUUCGAUGUGUUGGCUUUCAGCAACGGUGCUUUGAUGUUUAUGUCUCAACGUUCUGGACUGCAGAGAGACUGAUGUAA
Messenger RNA from Necator americanus (New World hookworm), 1365 nucleotides. RefSeq lists its product as uncharacterized. Lineage: Eukaryota; Metazoa; Nematoda; Chromadorea; Rhabditida; Ancylostomatidae. The record is from RefSeq and is a predicted model, not a curated record. The transcript is spliced from 9 exons. The coding region runs from base 1 to 1365 and encodes 454 amino acids.